UGCCCGCACUCCUACACGCCGGGCGGGGGGCGCACCCAGGCCGGGAGGAGCUGCGUCCGCACAGAGUCGCCCGCCCAGGCCCGCUGGGGUCCGGGUUCGCCGCUAGUCCCCUUCUGACUCCCAGCUGCAAACUUGGUGCCAGUUCCCAGACAUUUCCAGAGUCUCAUGAGCGGCUCUGAGAGGAAAGCCUCUGCCUGUUGUUGAGGAGGGCUGAGCCCAGAGCGGAGACACUCAGAAAGAAAAGGAAAGAAAAUGAUUUCCUGGGACACUGCCCGCACCGCGUUGCUGUCUGCGCUCCUUUAUUGUGCCCUAGCUCAAGAGGCGAGCCCCCCGGAGGACAUCCCCGAGGGGGCCUCCACCUUGGCUUUUGUGUUUGAUGUGACUGGGUCCAUGUACGAUGAUUUGGUUCAGGUUAUCGAAGGGGCGUCCAAGAUUCUGGAGACGUCUUUGAAAAGACCCAAGAGACCUCUUUACAACUUUGCUUUGGUGCCUUUCCACGAUCCAGAAAUUGGCCCAGUGACAAUUACUACAGAUCCCAAGAAAUUUCAAUUUGAACUCAGAGAACUAUAUGUUCAGGGUGGUGGUGAUUGUCCAGAAAUGAGUAUUGGAGCCAUAAAAAUUGCCUUGGAAAUUUCUCUUCCUGGUUCUUUCAUCUAUGUCUUCACGGAUGCUCGGUCCAAGGAUUAUCGGCUCACUCAUGAGGUGCUGCAGCUUAUCCAACAGAAACAGUCACAAGUAGUAUUUGUGCUCACUGGAGAUUGUGAUGACAGGGGUCAUAUUGGAUAUAAAGUGUAUGAAGAAAUUGCUUCUACAAGUUCUGGUCAAGUGUUUCAUCUGGACAAAAAACAAGUGAAUGAGGUGUUAAAAUGGGUAGAAGAAGCAGUGCAGGCCUCCAAAGUUCAUCUCUUAUCCACAGACCAUUUGGAACAGGCUGUAAACACUUGGAAAAUUCCUUUUGAUCCCAGCCUAAAAGAGGUUACUGUGUCUCUGAGUGGCGCUUCGCCAAUGAUUGAAAUUCGCAAUCCUUUAGGGAAGCUGAUAAAAAAGGGAUUUGGCCUGAACGAACUAUUAAAUAUCCAUAACUCUGCCAAAGUGGUGAAUGUUAAAGAGCCGGAGGCUGGAAUGUGGACAGUGAAGAUUUCCAGCAGUGGAAGGCACUCCGUUCGCAUCACUGGCCUCAGUACUAUUGAUUUUCGAGCUGGUUUUUCCCGAAAGCCCACCCUGGACUUCAAGAAAACAGUCAGCAGACCCGUACAAGGAAUACCUACCUAUGUGCUGCUGAAUACGUCUGGAAUUUCACCUCCAGCCAGAGUAGAUCGUCUUGAACUUCUGAGUAUUUCAGGCCGAUCUCUUAAGACUAUUCCUGUUAAAUAUUACCCAGAUAGAAAACCUUAUGGCAUAUGGAAUAUUUCUGACUUUAUACCUCCAAAUGAAGCUUUUUUUCUCAAAGUAACAGGCUAUGAUAAGGACGAUUACCUCUUCCAGAGAGUAUCCAGUGUUUCCUUCUCCAGUAUUAUCCCUGAUGCUCCCAAAGUCACAAUGCCUAAGAAAACCCCAGGAUACUACCUGCAACUGGGCCAGAUUCCUUGCUCUGUUGAGAGUCUUUUGCCCUUCACUUUGAGCUUUGUCAGAAAUGGAGCUACACUUGGAGUAGACCAGUAUUUAAAAGAAUCUGGCAGUGUGAGCUGGGACAUCGAAAAGGUCACUCUGUCGGAUGAAGGCCUCUACGAAUGCAUCGCUGUCAGCAAUGCAGGCACUGGCCGGGCACAGACUUUUUUUGACGUGUCAGAGCCCCCUCCAGUCCUCCAAGUGCCUAAUAACAUUACAGUCGCUCCUGGAGAAAGAGCAGUUUUGACAUGUUUUGUUAUCAGUGCAGUAGAUUACAAUCUAACCUGGUACAGAAGUGACAGAGACACCAGACUGGCAGAUCCAGCAAGAAUGAGGAUCUUGGCGAACCUCUCAUUGGAGCUAAGGAGUGUGAAAUUUACUGAUGCUGGAGAGUAUCAUUGUGUAGUUUCCAAUGAAGGAGGAUCAGCAGCUGCUUCUGUGUUCCUCACAGUGCAAGAACCACCCAAAGUCACUGUGAUGCCCAAAAAUCAGUCUUUCACAGGAGGAUCUGAGGUCUCCAUUAUGUGUUCUGCAACGGGUUAUCCCAAACCAAAGAUCGCCUGGACUGUUAAAGAUAUGUUAAUCAUGGGUUCACACAGGUAUAGGAUGACAUCAGAAGGUACCUUGUUUAUCAAAAGUGCAAUUGCCAAAGAUGCAGGGAUCUAUGGCUGCCUGGCAAGUAAUUCAGCUGGAACAGAUAAACAGACUUCUAUUCUCAGAUACGUUGAAACCCCAAAGCUGAUCGUAGUUCAGAGUGAGCUCUUGGUUGCCCUUGGGGACACAACAAUUAUGGAAUGUAAAACCUCUGGCGUUCCUCCACCUCAAGUUAAAUGGUUUAAAGGGGAUCUGGAACUGAGGCCCUCAACUUUCCUCAUUAUUGACCCUCUCUUGGGACUUUUGAAGAUUCAAGAAACUCAAGACCUGGAUGCUGGGGAUUAUAUGUGUGUGGCUGUCAAUGAAGCUGGAAGAGCGACUGGGAAGAUAACUCUGGAUGUUGGCUCACCUCCAGUUUUCAUACAAGAACCUGUUGAUGUGUCUAUGGAAAUUGGCUCAAAUGUGACAUUACCUUGCUAUGUCCAGGGUUAUCCAGAACCAAAGAUUAAAUGGCGAAGGUUAGACAACAUGCCAAUCUUCUCAAGACCCUUUUCAUUGAGUUCCAUCAGUCAACUAAGAACAGGAGCACUCUUUAUUUCAAACUUAUGGGCAAGUGAUAAAGGAACCUAUAUUUGUGAAGCUGAAAACCAGUUUGGAAAAAUCCAGUCCCAGACAACAGUAACAGUGACAGGACUUGUUGCUCCACUUAUUGGAAUCAGCCCAUCAGUGGCCAGUGUAAUUGAAGGACAGCAGCUGACUUUGCCCUGUGCUCUGUUGGCUGGAAAUCCCAUUCCAGAACGUCGGUGGAUGAAGAAUUCAGCAAUGUUGGUCCAAAAUCCUUACAUUACUGUACGCAGUGACGGGAGCCUCCAUAUUGAAAGAGUUCGCCUUCAGGAUGGAGGCAAAUAUACUUGCGUGGCUAGUAAUGUUGCUGGAACCAAUAACAAAACUACCACUGUGGAUGUGCAUGUUCUGCCAACCAUCCAGCAUGGGCAGCAGAUACUCAGUACAAUUGAAGGUGUUCCAAUAACUCUACCAUGCAAAGCAAGUGGAAUCCCCAAACCAGCUAUUGUCUGGUCCAAGAAAGGAGAGCUGAUUUCUACUAGCAGUGUGAAGUUCUCAGCUGGGGCUGAUGGGAGUCUGUAUGUUGUAUCCCCCAGUGGUGAGGAGAGCGGGGAGUAUAUCUGCACAGCCACCAACGCAGCUGGCUACGCCAAGAGGAAAGUACAGUUAACUGUCUACGUAAGGCCCAGAGUGUUUGGAGACCAGCGAGGACUGUCUCAGGACAAGCCUGUGGAGAUCUCUGUCCUUGCAGGGCAAGAGGUGACACUUCCCUGUGAAGUAAGGAGCUUACCACCACCCAUAAUUACCUGGGCCAAAGAGACCCAGCUCAUUUCUCCAUUCUCUCCAAGACACAUGUUUCUCUCUUCUGGCUCAAUGAAGAUCACUGAGACUCGAGUUUCUGAUAGUGGGAUGUACCUUUGUGUUGCCACAAAUCUUGCUGGGAAUGUGACUCAGUCCGUUAAAUUAAAUGUCCACGUUCCUCCAAAGAUACAGCGUGGCCCUAAACUUGUAAAAGUCCAAGUUGGCCAAAAAGCGGACAUCCCAUGCAGUGCUCAAGGGACGCCUCCUCCUGUGAUCACCUGGUUGAAGGGUGGCAGUGCCAUGCCGCUUGAUGGAGUGCAGCAAGCUAGCAGUCCAGAUGGAACAUUGCACAUCAACCACGCCCUGCUCUCAGAUGCUGGCAUUUAUACCUGUGUUGCUACUAACGUAGCGGGCAGUGAGGAAACAGACAUAACACUACAAGUCCAAGAACCACCUGCACUGGAAGAUCUAGAACCUCCAUAUAACACUCCAUUCCAAGAAAGAGUGGCCAAUGAACGCAUUGCAUUUCCAUGUCCUGCAAAAGGUACCCCCAAACCAACCAUCAAAUGGUUACGGAAUGGUAGAGAGCUCACAGGCCGAGAGCCUGGCAUUUCUUUCUUGGAGGAUGGCCGGUUGUUGGUUAUUGCUUCUGUCACACCAUAUGACAAUGGGGAAUACAUCUGUGUAGCAGUUAAUGAAGCUGGGACCACGGAAAGAAAAUAUACCCUCAAAGUCCAUGUUCCUCCACUAAUUAAGGAUAAAGAACAAGUAACAAAUGUGUCCGUGUUGGUCAACCAGCUGACCAAUCUCUUCUGUGAGGUUGAAGGCACUCCCUCACCCAUCAUUGUGUGGUAUAAAGAUGAUGUCCAGGUGGCUGAAAGCAACACUAUUCAGAUUGUGAACAAUGGAAAGAUACUAAAGCUCUUCAAGGUCACUCCAGAGGAUGCAGGAAAAUAUUCCUGCAAAGCAAUUAAUAUUGCAGGCACUUCUCAGAAGUAUUUUAACAUCGAUGUGCUAGUUCCACCCACUAUAUUAGGUACCAACUCCCCAAAUGAAGUCUCGGUUGUUCUCAGCCAUAACACCACCCUCGAAUGCCAAGUCAAAGGCACACCCUUCCCUGAGAUUCACUGGUUCAAAGAUGGCAAGCCUUUAUUUUUGGGGGAUCCUAACAUUGCACUUCUAGACAGAGGACAAAUAUUACGUUUAAAGAGUGUGCGCAGAAGUGACAAGGGAAGGUACCAGUGUGUCGUGUCUAAUGCUGCUGGCAAACAGACCAAGGAUAUAAAACUGACUAUACACAUUCCACCUAGUAUUAAAGGAGGGAAUGUCACCACAGAAAUGUCAGUGUUGAUCAACAGCAUGAUUAAACUGGAAUGCGAGACUCGGGGACUUCCGAUUCCUACUAUUACUUGGUAUAAAGACGGUCGGCCAGUCAUAUCCAGCUCACAGACACUUUAUAUUGACAAAGGACAGUUUCUUCAUAUCGCCAGGGCACAGGUCUCUGAUUCAGGGACAUAUAAGUGCCAUGUGACAAAUGUUGCUGGGACUGCUGAAAAAUCGUUCCAUGUGGAUGUUUAUGUUCCUCCAAUGAUUGAUGGCAACUUGGCUGUACCUCUGAAUAAGCAAGUGGUUAUUGCUCAUUCGCUGACACUGGAGUGUAAAGCUGCUGGCAACCCUCCUCCAGUUCUCACCUGGUUAAAAGAUGGUGUCCCUGUGAAAGCAAGUGACAACAUUCAUAUUGAAGCUGGUGGGAAGAAAUUAGAGAUCACUAGUGCCCUCGAAUCUGAUCGUGGGCAGUAUGUGUGUGUGGCAACCAGCGUGGCAGGGGAAAAGGAAAUCAAAUACGAAGUUGAUGUUCUAGUGCCGCCAGCUAUAGAAGGAGGUGAUGAAACAUCUUACUUCAUUGUGAUGGUGAAUAACUUACUGGAACUAGAAUGUCCAGUGACAGGCUCUCCUCCACCAUCUAUCAUGUGGCUGAAGGAUGGUCAGCUAAUCGAUGGAAGAGAUGGAUUCAAGAUUUUACUAAAUGGGCGAAAACUAGUAAUUGCCCAGGCUCAGGUGUCUGAUACAGGCCUCUAUCAGUGUGUGGCAACAAAUACAGCUGGAGACCACAAGAAGGAAUUUGAAGUAACUGUGCAUGUUCCUCCUACAAUCAAAUCCUCAGGCCUUUCUGAGAGAGCUGUGGUGAAGUACAAGUCAAUCACCUUGCAAUGUAUAGCCAAUGGCAUCCCAAAUCCAUCCAUUACAUGGUUAAAAGAUGGCCGGCCUGUGAACACUGCCCAAGGGAACCUCAAAAUACAGUCUUCUGGUCGCGUUCUGCAAAUAGCCAAAGCCCUGAUGGAGGAUGCUGGCAGAUACACAUGUGUGGCUACCAAUGCGGCUGGAGAAGCACAGCAGGAGAUUCGGCUGCAUGUGCAUGAGCCACCCAGUCUGGAAGAUGCAGGGAAGAUGCUGAAUGAGACAGUGGUGGUGAAUAACCCUGUACAACUGGAGUGUAAGGCAGCAGGAAAUCCCUUGCCUGCUAUUACAUGGUAUAAAGAUAAUCAUCCACUCUCAGGCUCCACCAGUGUAACUUUCUUGAACAGAGGACAGAUCAUUGAUAUUGAAAGGACCCAGAUAUCAGAUGCUGGCAUUUAUAAGUGUGUGGCAAUCAACUCGGCCGGAGCUACGGAGUUGUUUUACAGUCUGCAGGUCCAUGUGGCCCCAUCAAUUUCUGGAAGCAAUAACAUGGUAACUGUGGUGGUAAAUAACCUGGUGAGGUUAGAAUGUGAAGCCAGAGGUAUCCCUGCCCCAAGUCUGACCUGGUUGAAAGAUGGAAGCCCUGUCUCUAGUUUCACUAAUGGGAUACAGGUUCUGUCUGGGGGCCGCAUCCUAGCAUUGACCAGUGCACAAAUCAGUGAUACAGGGAGAUAUACCUGUGUAGCUGUGAAUGCUGCUGGGGAGAAGCAAAGGGACAUUGACCUCAGAGUAUAUGUUCCACCAAAUAUUAUGGGAGAAGAACAGAACGUCUCUGUCCUCAUUAGCCAAACUGUGGAGUUACUGUGUGAAAGUGAUGCUAUUCCCCCACCAACUCUGACUUGGCUUAAAGAUGGCCGCCCCAUGCUGAAGAAACCAGGUCUCCAUAUCUCUGAAAAUGGAAGUGCAUUAAAGAUUGAAGAUGCUCAGGUUCAAGACACUGGUCGGUACACUUGUGAGGCAACAAAUAUUGCUGGAAAAACUGAGAAAAAUUAUAAUGUCAACAUUUGGGUACCACCAAAUAUUUAUGGGUCUGAUGAACUUGCUCAUCUUACCGUUAUUGAAGGGAAUCCCAUUAGUCCAUUGUGUGAAUCAAGUGGUAUUCCACCCCCAAAUCUCAUAUGGAAGAAGAAAGGCUCCCCUGUGUUGGCUGAUUCUGCCGGAAGAGUCAGAAUUUUAUCUGGAGGUAGACAGUUACAGAUUUCAAUUGCUGAAAAAUCUGAUUCAGGACUUUAUACAUGUGUGGCAUCAAAUGUUGCUGGAACUGCAAAGAAAGAUUACAAUCUGCAAGUUUACAUUCGACCCACUAUAUCUAACAGUGGCAGCCACCCUACUGAAAUUAUUGUGACUCGAGGGAAGAGUGUUUCCUUGGAAUGUGAGGUGCAGGGUAUUCCUCAGCCGACAGUGACUUGGAUGAAAGAUGGCCGCCCUUUGACCAAGGGAAGGGGAAUGGAAAUACUGGAUGAAGGUCGUGUCCUUCAGCUGAAGAACAUCCAUGUAUCUGACACAGGUCGUUACGUGUGUGUGGCUGCUAAUGUGGCAGGGAUGACUGACAGAAAAUAUGACUUAAGUGUACAUACCAUUCCAAGCAUCAUAGGAAACCAUGGCACACCAGAAAAUAUCAGUGUGGUAGAAAAGAACUCAGUGUCCUUGACUUGUGAAGCUUCAGGAAUUCCCCUGCCUACAAUUACUUGGCUUAAAGAUGGGUGGCCUGUCAGCCUGAGCAGCUCUGUGAGAAUUCUCUCAGGAGGUAGAACCCUGCGGUUGAUGCAGACCAGAAAAGAAGAUGCUGGCCAAUACACUUGUGUUGUAAGGAAUGCAGCUGGGGAAGAAAAGAAAAUUUUUGGACUCUCAGUAUUAGUACCACCUCACAUUGUGGGUGAAAAUACAUUGGAAGAUGUGAAGGUAAAAGAGAAACAGAAUGUUACACUGACUUGUGAAGUAACAGGAAUUCCAAUGCCAAAAAUAACAUGGCACAAAGAUGGGCAGCUCCUUCAAGAAGAUGAUACCUACCACAUUAUGUCUGGUGGUCGUUUUCUUCAAAUUACCAAUGCCCAAAUAUCACACACUGGAAGAUAUUCAUGUUUGGCUUCUAAUACAGCCGGUGACAAGAGCAAAAUCUUCAGUCUGAAUGUGUUAGUAUCUCCUACAAUUGCUGGUGUUGAUAGUGAUGGCAGCCCCGAAGAUGUCACAGUUAUCCUUAACAAUCCCACAUCUUUGGUCUGUGAAGCUUAUUCUUACCCUCCAGCUACCAUUACCUGGUUUAAGGAUGGAACUCCUUUAGAAUCCAACCAAAAUAUUCGUAUUCUUCCAGGUGGUAGGACCCUGCAGAUCCUAAAUGCACAGGAGAACAAUGCUGGAAGAUACUCUUGUGUAGCCACUAAUGAGGCCGGGGAGAUGAUCAAGCACUAUGAAGUGAAGGUCUACAUUCCACCCAUAAUCAAUAAAGGGGACCUUUUGGGGUCAGGUCUUUCCCCGAAAGAAGUCAAGAUCAAAGUAAACAACACCCUGACCUUGGAAUGUGAAGCUUAUGCAAUUCCUUCUGCCUCCCUCAGCUGGUACAAGGAUGGACAGCCUCUUAAAUCAGAUGAUCAUGUUAAUAUUGCUGCAAAUGGACACAUACUUCAAAUAAAGGAGGCACAAAUAUCUGACACUGGGCGAUAUACUUGUGUAGCAUCUAAUAUUGCAGGUGAAGAUGAGCUGGACUUUGAUGUGAAUAUACAAGUUCCUCCGAGUUUUCAGAAACUCUGGGAAAUGGGAAACAUGCUGGAUACUGGCAGGAAUGGUGAAGCAAAGGAUGUGAUCAUCAACAAUCCCAUUUCUCUUUACUGUGAGACAAAUGCUGCUCCCCCUCCUACCCUGACGUGGUACAAAGAUGGCCAUCCUCUGACCUCAAGUGACAGAGUGUUGAUUUUACCAGGAGGGCGAGUGCUGCAGAUCCCCCGGGCUAAAGUAGAAGAUGCUGGGAGAUAUACCUGUGUGGCUGUGAAUGAGGCUGGAGAAGAUUCACUUCAGUAUGAUGUCCGUGUACUCUUGCCACCAGUUAUCAAGGGAGCAAACAGUGAUCUCCCAGAGGAGGUGAAUGCACUGGUGAGCAGGAGUGUGAUGAUGGAGUGUUUGUCCAGUGGCAGCCCCACGCCAAGGAACUCCUGGCACAAAGAUGGCCAGCCCUUGCUGGAAGAUGAGCAUCACAAAUUUCUAUCCAGUGGAAGAAUUCUGCAGAUUCUAAAUACUCAAAUAACAGAUACCGGCAGGUAUGUGUGUAUUGCUGAGAACACAGCAGGAAGUGCCAAAAAAUAUUUUAACCUCAAUGUUCAUGUUCCUCCAAGCAUCAUUGGCCCUAACCCUGAAAAUCUCACUGUUGUGGUGAACAACUUCAUCUCUUUGACUUGUGAGGUCUCUGGUUUUCCACCUCCUGAUCUGAACUGGCUCAAGAAUGGACAGCCUAUCAAGCCCAACACACAUGCUCUCAUUGUGCCUGGUGGUCGAACUCUGCAAAUUAUUCGAGCCAAGGUGUCUGAUGGGGGCGAAUACACAUGUAUAGCGACCAACCAGGCUGGUGAAAGCAAGAAAAAAGUUUCCCUGACUGUUUAUGUGCCCCCAAGCAUUAAAGAUCAUGGCAGUGAAUCUCUUUCUGUAGUUAGUGUCAGAGAGGGGACCUCAGUGUCAUUGGAAUGUGAGUCAAAUGCUGUCCCUCCUCCAGUCAUCAGCUGGUACAAGAACGGCCGGAUGAUUACACAGUCUGCUUACUUGGAGAUUUUAGCAGAUGGACAAAUGCUACACAUCAAGAAAGCAGAGGUAUCUGACACAGGCCAAUAUGUAUGUAGAGCUAUAAAUGUAGCAGGACGGGAUGAUAAAAAUUUCCACCUCAAUGUAUAUGUGCCACCUAGUAUUGAAGGUCCUGACAAAGAAGUGGUUGUUGAGACAAUCAGCAAUCCUGUGACCCUGACUUGUGAUGCCACUGGAAUCCCACCUCCCACGAUAGCGUGGCUCAAGAGCCACAAGCCCAUAGAAAAUUCUGACUCACUUGAGGUUCAUAUUCUGUCUGGAGGCAGUAAACUCCAAAUUGCCAGGUCUCAGCCUUCAGAUAGUGGAAACUAUACAUGCAUUGCAUCAAAUAUGGAGGGAAAAGCUCAGAAAAACUACAUCCUUUCAAUUCAAGUUCCUCCAAAUGUUGCUGGUGCUGAAAUUCCAAGUGAAGUCAAUGUCCUGGUAGGGGAAAAUGUUGAGCUGGUCUGCAAUGCAAAUGGCAUUCCUCCCCCGCUGAUCCAAUGGCUUAGAGAUGGAAAGCCCAUAAUUAACAGUGAAGCAGAAAGAAUACGGGUAACUGUAAAUGGCAGUACAUUAAACAUUUACGGAGCUCUCCCAUCUGACAUGGGGAAAUACACUUGUGUCGCUACUAAUUCUGCUGGAGAAGAAGACCGAAUUUUUGAUGUGAAUGUCUAUGUUCCACCUGUAAUUAGGGGUAAUAAAGAAGAAGCAGAGAAAAUAAUAGCCUUGUUGGAUACUUCAAUAAAUAUUGAAUGCAGAGCCACUGGAAUGCCCCCUCCACAGAUCAGCUGGCUGAAGAAUGGACUUCCGCUGCCUCUCUCUUCCCAUAUCCGGUUGCUGUCAGGCGGGCAAGUUAUCAGGAUUGUGAGAGCUCAGGUGUCUGAUGUUGCCAUGUACACAUGUGUGGCCUCCAACAGAGCUGGGGUAGAUAAUAAACAUUAUAGUCUUCAAGUCUUGGUACCCCCAAAUAUGGACAAUGCAAUGGGAACAGAGGAGAUUACCAUUGUCAAAGGCAGUUCCACCUCUAUGACAUGCUUUACAGAUGGCACUCCUACUCCUAGCAUGUCCUGGCUUAGAGAUGGCCAACCUCUGGGACUUGAUGCCCAUUUGACAAUAAGCACUCAAGGAAUGAUCCUUCAGCUCAUCAAAGCAAGCCCUGAAGACUCAGGAAGAUACACCUGCAUUGCCUCUAAUGAAGCUGGAGAAGUCAGCAAAACCUUCACCCUGAAGGUCCUAGAACCACCUCAUAUCAAUGGAUCUGAAGAACCUAUAGAGAUCUCAGUGAUUGUUAACAAUCCACUUGAACUUACUUGCAUUGCUUCUGGAAUCCCAACUCCUAAAAUUACCUGGAUGAAAGAUGGACGGCCCCUUCCACAGAUGGAUCAGAUGCAAACUCUCGGAGGAGGAGAGGUUCUCCGAAUAUCUAGUGCUCAGGUGGAGGAUACAGGAAGAUAUACAUGUUUGGCAUCCAGUCCUGCAGGCGAUGAUGAUAAAGAAUAUUUAGUGAGAGUGCAUGUACCCCCAAAUAUUGCUGGAAUUGAUGAGUCCCAGGAUUUCACAGUGUUACAGAACAGACAAGUGACACUGGAAUGCAAAUCAGAUGCAGUGCCCCCACCUGUUAUCACGUGGCUUAAAAACAGAGACCGAUUGCAGGCAACACCUCGAGUACGAAUCCUGUCUGGAGGGAGAUAUUUACAAAUUAAUAAUGCAGAUUUAAGUGAUACUGCAAAUUAUACCUGUGUUGCCAGCAACAUUGCAGGAAAGACUACAAAAGAAUUUGUUCUCACUGUAAAUGUUCCUCCAAGCAUAAAGAGUGGCCCACAGAGUCUUGUCAUUCACUUAAAUAAGUCAGCUGUCUUGGAAUGCUUUGCUGAAGGUGUGCCAGUCCCCAGGAUAACAUGGAGGAAGGAUGGGGCUCUUCUGUCUGGGAAUCAUGCAAGAUACUCCAUCCUAGAAAAUGGAUUCCUUCAUAUCCGGUCAGCACAUGUCACAGACGCCGGGAGAUAUUUGUGUAUGGCAACCAAUGUGGCUGGAACAGACCGCAGGCGAAUAGAUUUACAAGUCCAUGUUGCUCCAUCUAUCGCGCUGGGUCCUACCAACAUGACCAUUACGGUAAAUGUCCAAACCACUCUGGCUUGUGAGGCUACUGGGAUACCAAAACCCUCAAUCAUAUGGCGAAAAAAUGGACAGCUUCUCAAUGUGGAUCAAAAUCAGAAUUCAUACAGGCUCCUUUCUUCAGGCUCACUAGUCAUUAUUUCCCCUUCUGUGGAAGACACUGCAACCUAUGAAUGCACUGUGGCAAAUGAUGCAGGAGAAGACACAAGAACUGUGGCUCUCACUGUCCAAGUUCCACCUUCCAUAGCAGAUGAGCCUACAGACUUCCUAGUCACCAAACAUACCCCAACAAUACUUACCUGCACUGCAUCAGGAGUUCCAUUUCCUUCAAUUCACUGGACAAAAAAUGGCAUAAGACUGCUUCCUAGGGGAGAUGGCUACAGAAUUCUGUCCUCAGGAGCAAUUGAAAUAUUUGCUACUCAGUUGAACCAUGCUGGGAGAUACACCUGUGUGGCCAGGAAUGCAGCUGGUUCUGCACAUCGACAUGCAACUCUUCACGUACAGGAGCCUCCAGCCAUUCAGCCUCAGCCCAGUGAACUAGACGUCAUUCUAAACAAUCCCAUUUUAUUACCAUGUGAAGCAACAGGAACACCCACUCCUUUCAUUACUUGGCAAAAAGAAGGCAUCAGUGUCAUCACUUCAGGCAACAGUCGUGCAGUUCUUCCCAGUGGUGGUCUACAGAUCUCCAGAGCUGUCAGAGAGGAUGCAGGUUCUUACAUGUGUGUGGCCCAGAAUCCAGCUGGGACAGCCUUGGGCAAAAUCAAGUUAAAUGUCCAAGUGCCUCCAGUCAUUAGUCCCCAUUCAGAGGAGUAUAUCACUGCUGUGGAUAAGCCUAUCUCUCUACCCUGUGAUGCAGACGGCUUCCCACCCCCUGACAUUGCAUGGCAUAAAGAUGGGCAUGCGAUUACAGAAUCCAUCCGCCAACGUAUCCUCAGCUCUGGGGCUCUGCAAAUAGCAUUUGCUCAGCCUGAUGACGCUGGCCAGUAUACAUGCCUGGCAGCUAAUGUGGCAGGAUCAACCAGCAGAAGCGCCAAGCUCACUGUUCAUGUACCACCCAGAAUCCGAAAUACAGAAGACUACUACACGGUCAGUGAGAAUUCACAAGCUGUUCUUCCAUGCGUGGCUGAUGGAAUCCCCACACCAACACUUAACUGGAAAAAAGAUAAUGUUCUUUUAGUGAACUUGUUAGGAAAAUACACUGUUGAACCCUAUGGAGAACUCAUUCUGGAAAAUGUUCUGUUGGAGGAUUCUGGCACCUAUACCUGUGUUGCUAACAAUGCUGCAGGUGAAGACACACACACUGUCAGCCUGACUGUGCAUGUUCUCCCAACUUUUACUGAACUUCCUGGAGAUGUAUCAUUAAAUAAAGGAGAACAGCUGCGAUUAAGCUGUAGAGCAACUGGUGUCCCACUACCCAAGUUAACAUGGACCUUCAAUAACAACAUUAUCCCAGCCCACUUUGACAGCGUCCAUGGACACAGUGAACUUGUUAUUGAAAGAGUGUCAAAAGGAGAUUCUGGUACUUACGUGUGCACAGCAGAGAACAGCGUUGGUUUUGUGAAGGCAAUUGGAUUUGUUUAUGUGAAAGAGCCUCCAGUCUUCAAAGGUGACUACCCUUCCAACUGGAUUGAGCCACUUGGCGGUAAUGCGAUCCUGAAUUGUGAGGUGAAAGGAGAUCCUGCCCCAACCAUCCAGUGGAGCAGGAAGGGAAUGGACAUUGAAAUUAGCCACAGAAUCCGGCAACUUGGCAAUGGCUCCCUGGCAAUUUAUGGCACUGUUAAUGAAGAUGCAGGCGACUAUACGUGUGUGGCUGCCAAUGAAGCUGGGGUGGUGGAGCGCAGCAUGAGCCUGACUCUGCAAAGUCCUCCUAUUAUCAUCCUUGAACCAGUAGAAACUGUUGUUAAUGCUGGUGGCAAAGUCACACUGAAUUGUCAGGCAACUGGAGAACCUCACCCAACCAUUACUUGGUCCCGCCAAGGGCACUCUAUCACCUGGGAUGACCGAGUUCACAUGUUGUCCAACAACUCAUUAUAUAUCGCUGCUGCUCAGAAAGAAGAUACAUCUGAAUAUGAAUGUGUGGCCCGAAACAUGAUGGGUUCUGUCCUUGUCAGAGUGCCAGUCACAGUCCAGGUUCACGGUGGAUUUUCCCAGUGGUCUGCCUGGAGAUCCUGUAGUGUCACCUGUGGAAAAGGUAUCCAGAAGAGGAGUCGCCUGUGCAACAACCCCUUUCCAGCCAAUGGUGGGAAGCCUUGCCAAGGGUCAGAUUCAGAAAUGCGAAACUGUCAGCAUAGGCUGUGUCCAGUGGAUGGCAGCUGGUCAGAAUGGAGCCCUUGGGAAGAAUGCACGAAGAGCUGUGGGCGUGGCAACCAAACCAGGGUCCGAACAUGCAAUAAUCCAGCUGCUCAACAUGGCGGGCGACCGUGUGAUGGGAAUACUGUGGAAGUAAUUAUGUGCAACAUUAGGCCUUGUCCAGUUCAUGGAUCAUGGGGUGCUUGGCAACCUUGGGGUGCAUGCAGUGAAACUUGUGGAAAAGGUACCCAGAUAAGAACAAGACUAUGCAAUAAUCCACCACCAUCGUUUGAUGGAUCCUACUGUGACGGAGCAGAAACUCAAAUGCAAGUUUGCAAUGAGAGACACUGUCCAGUUGAUGGCAAGUGGGCCCCUUGGGCUCCUUGGAGUGCCUGCACUGUGUCCUGUGGAGGAGGCGCCAGACAGAGAAUGAGGGACUGCUCUGACCCUAUUCCUCAGCAUGGAGGGAGCAUAUGUGAAGGAACUGAUGUCCAGAGUGAUUUUUGUAAUAGUGACCCUUGUCCAACUCAUGGUAACUGGAGUCCUUGGAGUAGCUGGGGAAUAUGCAGCCGGACAUGUAAUGGAGGGCAGAUGAGACGGUACCGCACAUGUGAUAACCCUCGUCCUUCCAAUGGAGGAAGAGCUUGUGGGGGCCCUGAUUCCCAGAUACAGAGAUGCAAUAUUGACAUGUGUCCUGUGGAUGGAAGUUGGGGGAACUGGCAGAGUUGGAGCCAGUGUUCUGUCUCUUGUGGUGGAGGUGAAAGGACUCGAAAGCGACUGUGCAACAAUCCAGUACCUUCCAAAAGUGGUCGCUCCUGUCCAGGAGAUUCUACUCAGAUAUCUAGGUGCAAUAUACAAGCAUGUCCAGGUGGACCCCAGCAUGCCAGAGGAAGUGUUAUUGGAAAUAUUAAUGAUGUUGAAUUUGGAAUCGCUUUCCUUAAUGCCACCAUAACAGAUAGUCCUACUUCUGAUACUAGAAUCAUACAUGCAAAAAUUACCAAUGUCCCUCGAAGUCUUGGCCCAGCAAUGAGAAAGAUAGUUUCUAUUCUAAAUCCCAUUUAUUGGACAACAGCAAAGGAAAUAGGGGAAGCAGUCAAUGGUUUCACUCUCACCAAUGCAGUCUUCAAGAGAGAAACUCAAGUGGAGUUUGCAACUGGGGAAGUCUUACGGAUGACUCACAUCGCCCGUGGCUUGGAUUCUGAUGGUGCUUUGCUGCUGGAUGUUGUUGUGAAUGGUUAUGUCUUACAGCUCCAGUCACCUGCUGAAAUUGCUAUAAAGGAUUACACAGAAGACUACAUCCAAACAGGCCCUGGGCAGCUGUAUGCCCACUCCACCCGUCUGUUUACCAUUGAUGGCAUCAGUGUCCCCUACACAUGGAACCACACCAUUUUCUAUGAUGAGUCGCGAGGCAGAAUGCCUUUCUUGGUAGAAACACUUCAUGCAUCCUCUGUGGAAUCUGACUACAACCAGUUAGAAGAGACUUUGGGUUUUAAAAUCCAUGCUUCAAUCUCCAAAGGAGAUCGAAGUAACCAGUGCCCCAUGGGGUUCACCUUAGACUCAGUUGGACCCUUUUGUUCUGAUGAAAAUGAAUGUACUUCAGGGAAUCCCUGCUCCCACAUCUGCCACAAUGCCAUGGGAACCUAUCACUGUUCCUGCCCGAAAGGCCUCACCAUAGCUGCAGAUGGAAGAACUUGUCAAGACAUUGAUGAGUGUGCUUUGGGUGGACACAGCUGCCAUUCGGGUCAGGACUGUGACAACACCAUCGGGUCCUAUCGCUGUGUGGUCCAUUGUGGAACUGGCUUUCGCAGAACCUCUGAUGGACUGAGUUGUCAAGAUAUUAAUGAAUGUCAGGAGUCCAGCCCCUGUCACCACCGCUGUUUCAAUGCCAUAGGAAGUUUCCACUGUGGGUGUGAACCUGGAUAUCAGCUCAAAGGCAGAAAGUGCAUCGAUGUGAAUGAGUGCAGACAGAAUGUGUGCAGACCAGACCAGCACUGCAAGAACACUCGUGGUGGCUAUAAGUGCAUUGACCUUUGUCCAACUGGAAUGACCAAGGCAGAAAAUGGAACCUGCAUUGAUAUUGAUGAAUGUAAAGAUGGGACCCAUCAGUGCAGAUAUAACCAGAUAUGUGAAAAUACAAGAGGCAGUUACCGUUGCGUAUGUCCAAGAGGUUACCGGUCUCAAGGACUUGGAAGACCCUGUAUGGACAUUAAUGAAUGUGACCAAGUGCCUAAACCUUGUGCGUAUCAGUGCUCCAACACCCCCGGCAGCUUCAAGUGUGUCUGUCCACCAGGACAACAUUUAUUAGGGGACGGGAAAUCUUGCGCUGGAUUGGAGAGGCUUCCAAAUUAUGGCACUCAGUACAAUAGCUAUAACCUUGCUCGGUUCUCCCCUGUGAGAAACAACUAUCAACCUCAACAGCAUUACAGACAGUACUCACAUCUCUACAGCUCCUACUCAGAGUAUAGAAACAGCAGGACAGCUCUCUCCAGGACUAGAAGGACUAGUAGGAAAACUUGCCCCGAAGGCUCGGAGGCGAGCCAUGACACUUGUGUAGAUAUCAAUGAAUGUGAAAAUAGAGACACCUGCCAACAUGAGUGUAAAAAUACAUUUGGAAGCUAUCAGUGUAUCUGCCCACCUGGCUAUCAACUCAUGCUCAAUGGAAAGACAUGUCAAGAUGUCGAUGAGUGUCUGGAGCAGAAUGUGCGCUGUGGGCCAAACCACAUGUGCUUCAACAUGAGAGGAAGCUACCAGUGCAUCGACACGCCCUGUCCACCCAACUACCAGCGGGAUCCUGUCUCAGGGUUCUGCCUCAAAAACUGUCCACCCAAUGAUUUGGAAUGUGCCUUGAGUCCAUAUGCCUUGGAAUACAAACUGGUCUCCCUCCCAUUUGGAAUAGCAGCCAAUCAAGAUUUAAUCCGGCUGGUUGCAUACACGCAGGAUGGAGUGAUGCAUCCCAGGACAACGUUCCUCAUGGUCGAUGAGGAUCAGGCUAUUCCUUUUGCCUUAAGGGAUGAGAACCUGAAAGGUGUGGUUUAUACCACGCGACCUCUGCGAGAACCAGAGACCUACCGCAUGCGGGUUCGAGCCUUAUCCUACAGUGCCAACGGGACCAUCGAGUAUCAGACCACAUUCAUAGUCUAUAUAGCUGUGUCUGCCUAUCCAUACUAAGAAAGUCUCCAAAGCCUAUUCCACAUAUUUAAACUGCAUUAAUCAUGGGAACAAGUCCCCUUCCAGAUUACUGUCUCCUGAACAGUUGCAAUGUCAGCAACUUGAAAAUGGUGCUAUGCUCUGUUCCGCAUGCCUUCCUUGGUACUGCUGAGGUAUUUCAUGAUCCCACCAUGCUAGUAUCUUUUGGUAAGGUCUAGAAAAGUCCCUUAUUGUUUUCUUUAUUUAUUACACUGGAGCAUUUACUUUCCAAAGAUCAUUCUGAACAUCUAACAGGACAAAUCAAUGAUGUUUUAAAUUUUAUGGUAGCUUCAUAGCUCAGAUUAUCUUCUUUAAAAAAAUUCAAAGUCCAGUGGAUUUUUGAGCAUUUGAUCAUUUUUAGAAUAAUAAACCAGUUGCUGUGUGCUUUGCUCAAAGUUGAUUGAGUAACACAUGAAGGUUUUUUUUAAGUAUUAAUAUUUUAUGGUAGGACUUGUACACCUAAUUUUACUUUCAGGAAAAACAGAAACACAGCUCAUUUUAGAAAUAUAGUGCAGCUUCUAGAAAGUUUUUUUUCUUUAAUCCCAAAUGGUGCUUACUUACUCUGAUUGAACAUCCAAAAUAAGGAGAUUAUUUUCAGUGACUUUGUGAAAUUAACUGAAUCAUUUAUGAUAAUAGGAAAAAAUAAGACUUUGUCCUCAGAUGAUCACUCAUGGCGUGGAUCUUUGCUCUAAGAUUUUGAUAUAAACUUCCAUGCAUUUAGCUCCAUAACUUUUACAUUCCAGCAUUUUAAGAAUUUUUCCUGUCAGUUGGAAACAAUUUUUUAAAAUAUCAAUGGGACAGUUUUCUUUUUCUUGAAAAUCUCAUCUUCAAAUUAGCAUUAAUGUUAAACGUCAAUACACUGUACAUGGUGGUAACAGACUCUGGAAGCAAUUGCCAAGAUGUAUUCUAUUUUUAUGAAGUGUAUAUAUGUUACCUUAGUGUGUAUUUUCUAUAUAAUAUCUUGACGGACUCAUAUAAAAUUAUUUUAUAAAAAAUACAAUGUUACAGUAAGGCCAAUCUAAAUAAAAUUUUCACAUCCUUUUUCUUAACUUUUUU
Messenger RNA from Talpa occidentalis (Iberian mole), 18219 nucleotides. It is a transcript of the gene HMCN1, whose product is annotated as hemicentin 1. The coding region runs from base 253 to 17145 and encodes 5630 amino acids. The transcript has 107 exons. The record is from RefSeq and is a predicted model, not a curated record. Gene Ontology annotation, molecular function: axon guidance receptor activity; calcium ion binding. Gene Ontology annotation, biological process: synapse organization; homophilic cell-cell adhesion. NCBI's taxonomy places the organism in Eukaryota, Metazoa, Chordata, Mammalia, Eulipotyphla, Talpidae. Gene Ontology annotation, cellular component: neuronal cell body; plasma membrane; axon.